AUGACAAUAGUUUUUACUCAAACACGACAAUCUGAUGCAAGCUUAGAACCUGUAUCAAAGAAGCUAAGAAGUAGUGUGUGGGCAGAAUUUACAAAGGUUAAAGUGAAGGGGCUAGAUAAGGCUGAAUGCAACUGGUGUAAGAAACGACUUAGUGACACUUCAAAGAAUGGAACAACUCACUUGCAUGGACAUCUGAAGGGUUGUGUUCAAAAAAUUAUCAAGACAAGAAAGCAUGACAAAGGACAACCAUUCAUCAUGCCUAUUAUCUCAGAGGGAAGGGAAGAGUGGGGAAUUGGAAAUUAUAAUCCAGAAAAUGUGAAGAAGUUGAUUGCUGAAGCUAUUAUUAUGCACGAUUAUCCACUAUCAAUUGUGGAUCACGUUGGUCUUAGAAGAGUCUUUGUUGCUCUCCAACCAUUGUUUAAAGUUCCUACUCGAAACACAAUCAAGAAGGAGGUAUUGAAAAUUUAUGAUUUUGAGAAAAAAUGUGCUAUGAAGAUGUUAGAUAACCAUCAAGGAAGAGUGGCGAUUACCACAGAUAUGUGGACUGCUAGCAACCAAAAAAAAGGGUAUAUGGCUGUUACGGCUCACUAUAUUGAUGGCUCUUGGACUUUACAAAGUCGAAUCUUGAGGUUCAUUUAUGUUCCAGCCCCUCACACUAGUGAAUGACUUUGUGAUGCACUUGUUGAAACAUUAUUGCAAUGGAAAAUUGAUUCAAAGCUUUGUACAAUUAAUGUAGAUUAUUGUAGCACAAAUGACUCCAUGAUUAAGAAAAUUAAGAAUAAGUUGCCGUUGGAAUCAUUGAUAAGGGAUGAGUCUUUGUUACAUAUGCGCUGUUGUGCGCACAUCCUAAAUUUAAUUGUUCAGGAUGGGCUACAAGUGAUUAAGGAUGGGGUAGAAAAAAUCCGGGAUAGUGUAGGAUUUUGGAGUGCCACAGGAAAAAGGUAUGAAAAAUUUGAAAAUACCGCUAGACAAUUGAAAAUUGCUUGCACUAGAAAGUUAGCUCUAUAUUGUCCAACAAGAUGGAAUAGCACAUAUAAGAUGCUUGAUAUUGCCAUAGAGUACAAGGAUGUAUUUAUUC
Trifolium pratense (red clover) is the source of this 1078-nucleotide messenger RNA. RefSeq names its product zinc finger BED domain-containing protein DAYSLEEPER-like. The transcript has 3 exons. NCBI's taxonomy places the organism in Eukaryota, Viridiplantae, Streptophyta, Magnoliopsida, Fabales, Fabaceae. The record is from RefSeq and is a predicted model, not a curated record. The coding region runs from base 1 to 666 and encodes 221 amino acids. Gene Ontology annotation, molecular function: DNA binding.